This is a messenger RNA of Enhydra lutris kenyoni (northern sea otter), 2054 nucleotides long. It is a transcript of the gene RGS9, whose product is annotated as regulator of G protein signaling 9. The record is from RefSeq and is a predicted model, not a curated record. The transcript has 19 exons. The coding region runs from base 18 to 2054 and encodes 678 amino acids. Gene Ontology annotation, biological process: regulation of G protein-coupled receptor signaling pathway; intracellular signal transduction; G protein-coupled receptor signaling pathway. NCBI's taxonomy places the organism in Eukaryota, Metazoa, Chordata, Mammalia, Carnivora, Mustelidae.
UUCAUCCAGGGUCCAGGAUGACGAUCCGACACCAAGGCCAACAGUACAGGCCCAGGAUGGCAUUUCUGCAGAAGAUUGAAGCCCUGGUGAAGGACAUGCAGAACCCGGAGACGGGGGUCAGGAUGCAGAACCAGAAGGUUCUGGUCACCAGUGUCCCUCAUGCCAUGACAGGAAGUGACGUUCUACAAUGGAUAGCCCAGCGGCUUUGGAUCUCCAAUCUGGAGGCACAGAACUUGGGCAACUUUAUUGUCAAGUAUGGCUACAUUUACCCCCUGCAAGAUCCCAGGAAUCUUGUUCUCAAGCCUGACAAUAGCCUCUACCGAUUUCAGACGCCGUAUUUCUGGCCCACCCAGCAGUGGCCGGCUGAAGAUACAGACUAUGCCAUCUAUCUAGCCAAGAGAAAUAUAAAGAAGAAAGGGAUUUUAGAAGAAUAUGAAAAGGAAAAUUAUAAUUUCUUGAACAAAAAAAUUAACUACAAAUGGGACUUUGUCAUUAUGCAGGCCAAAGAGCAGUACAGGACCGGAAAGGAAAGGACUAAGGCAGACAGGUAUGCGUUGGAUUGCCAGGAGAAGGCGUAUUGGCUGGUCCACCGAUGCCCCCCGGGAAUGAACAACGUGCUGGACUAUGGCCUGGACCGAGUGACCAAUCCGAAUGAGGUUCAGGUAAACCAGAAACAAACAGUCACUGCUGUCAGGAAAGAGAUCAUGUAUUACCAACAGGCCUUAAUGAGGUCCACUGUGAAGUCUUCAGUGUCCCUUGGAGGGAUCGUCAAAUACAGUGAGCAGUUUCUGUCCAAUGACGCCAUCAUGUCAGGCUGCCUCCCCAGCAAUCCUUGGAUAACAGAUGACACCCAGUUCUGGGACUUAAAUGCCAAAUUGGUGGAAAUCCCAACCAAGAUGCGAGUGGAAAGAUGGGCUUUCAACUUCAGUGAGCUGAUCCGAGACCCCAAGGGCCGGCAGAGCUUCCAGUACUUUCUUAAGAAAGAAUUCAGUGGGGAGAAUCUGGGAUUCUGGGAAGCCUGUGAAGAUCUGAAGUACGGAGAUCAGUCCAAGGUCAAGGAGAAAGCAGAGGAGAUUUACAAGCUCUUCUUGGCUCCAGGGGCGAGACGGUGGAUAAACAUAGAUGGCAAAACCAUGGACAUCACCGUCAAGGGGCUGAGACACCCUCACCGCUAUGUGUUAGAUGCGGCGCAGACUCACAUUUACAUGCUCAUGAAGAAGGAUUCUUACGCCCGCUAUUUAAAAUCUCCAAUCUAUAAGGAAAUGCUGGCCAAAGCUAUUGAACCGCAGGGAACCACCAAGAGAAGCUCCGGCCUCCCUUUCAUGCGACGCCACCUGCGCUCCAGCCCGAGCCCCGUGAUCCUGAGGCAGCUGGAAGAAGAAGCCAAGGCUCGAGAAGCAGCCAACACAGUGGACAUCACCCAGCCGGGCCAGCACACUGCUCCCAGCCCUCACCUGGCCGUGUACACCGGGACCUGCGUGCCCCCCUCUCCUUCCAGUCCCUUCUCCCCGUCCUGCCGCUCCCCCAGGAGGCCCUUCCCCUCACCCAGCCGCUUCAUCAGGAGGCCCAGCAGCGCCAUCUGCCCCUCACCCAUUAGGGUGGCCUUGGAGAGCUCUGAGCAGAAGGGGGAGGCCAGCGGAUCCAGUGCCUGCCCGGGGCCCUCCGACACGGACAUGAGUGAAGCCUGCGCCGCGGAGAACCCCUGGCCCCGGCCCCAGCCCAAGGCCCCACCCAAGGCCCGCGUGGCUCUGUCCUUCAGCAGGUUUCUGAGACGGGGCUGUCUAGCCUCCCCCGUCUUUGCCAGGCUCUCUCCCAAGUGCCCCCCUGUGUCCCACGGGAAGGUGCAGCCCCUGGGGGAUGUGGGCCAGCAACUGCCACGGCUGAAAUCCAGGAAAGUAGCGAACUUUUUCCAGAUCAAAGUGGACGUGCCUGCACGGAGCGGGGCCUGCCUGAUGGACCCGGAGGACGGCGGGACAGGAGACGCGGGUGACCAGGCCAUAGAGAAGGAGGUCAUCUGCCCUUGGGAGAGCAUGGCCCAGGGGAAAGCCAGCUGA